UGCAAGUUGCAAGCGAUGAGAUGGAGCGUUGUACCGUACCAUCGUCGCCCCAUGUUAUAGACGAGCGUGGUAUCUCCUUGGCACUUGGCGUUGAUCCCCCCCUUUUUUUUUUGAGCAUCAACAGGCUCGGCCAUCUGAUGUUUCAGUGGUUUAAAGAUGAUUCGGUGGAACGCAACUUAUGUUCCAUUCCGCUGCGGUCCUCUUGAGCUCUCCCCCCCUCCCCUGCAUAAACGCCUUUUCAUCCUUGGAAGCUUUAUUGCUCCAAAUCUUCAUCUGUGAUUGACCGCCCUUAUUUUGUCUCCUCCGUGUUUGCCCGUUCACUCAGUGACCCGUCUUCGUCCUCUCUAAGACGACUUGAGACACCCAUCCCGGACCCGCCCGCGGCCAUGGUGUUCUCCAAGUUUACUUCGCGGUUCAAGUCCAGCGACACUGGCGUCCACGCCGUCGAUGUCGAGGCGUCUGAUUCCGAACACUCCAUCAUUCGCGAUGGCGACCUCGCGUACAUGCUUGCGAAGGGAGGUAACGGUUCGAAACCUUCUUACCAAGAGGCUGUUGGAGCGCCAGUCGAGAAGCACUCGCCGUUGGGAUACCACGUCGGAUGGCUUACCGUCAUCUUUCUCAACGUCAACCAGAUGAUUGGCACUGGUAUCUUUUCGACGCCCGCACCCAUCCUGAAUGAUACUGGGUCCGUUGGGCUGGCUUUGCUCUAUUGGACCAUCGGUUCUUUGAUGGCUUUCGCUGGAAUUAGCGUCUAUUUAGAACUGGCUAGCUAUCUUCCCAACCGCAGUGGUUCCGGAGUCGUGUACCUCGAACAGGCCUAUCCGCGACCAAAGCAUUUCUUCACUAUUGCUUUCGCGGUGCAGUCUAUCUUGCUUUCUUUCACCAGUAGCAACGCUAUUGUCUUGUCUCGAUACCUGUGGAGGAUUGCCGGGAAAGCUCCAUCCGCUUGGGAGCUCAAGGGUGUUGCCAUUGCCGCUUACACGUUCGCUGUCGUCUGCGUCAUCGCGCACAACAAGUACUCUCUCUGGGCCACAAAUAUCAUCGGCGGGGUCAAGCUCAUCACUCUUGUUUUCAUUUCCAUCACUGGUCUCGUUGUCCUUGGCGGUAAUAUCGACCACAUCCCCGAUCCGACUGCCAACUUCCGAAACUCAUUUCGGGGAACCACGAACAAUGGCAAUGAGCUGGUAUCUGCCCUGGUCAAUGUGCAAUGCGACAGUCUCGGUCACUCUGGUCUCAUUACUCUACAUGCUCUGCAAUAUUGCCUACUUUGCCGCAGGCGAGAAUACUAUCCUCACGCUGUGAGUAUGUAAUAUUGCUCACAAAUAACCAGUGCCCAUGCUGGAUUCAGGACGUCCAAGGAAAUUGCUGCCGCCGUGUUCUUUACCAAGGUCUUCGGCAGCGGACCUGCCGAGCAAGCCCUCAACUUUCUGGUUCUCCUAAGCGCCUUUGGCAACUUCCUCGCAACCUUGAUUGGUGCCUCUCGCGUCAUCCGUGAGAUCGGACGGUACGUGACACCGACUCUUCAUAGUAUUAUUUAUCCUGCUAACAAGCAUGUUGUAGGCAAGGUGUACUGCCGUGGCCGGAGUUCUGCGUCAAUACUAAGCCCUUCGGAACCCCUAUCGAACCCUACAUGCUCAAGUGGGUCAUGACAUCCAUCAGGUGUCACGCGGUCCUUUUUCGGGUGGGAAAAGUCAUAGGAAAACGGCUUACCUAUCUACGCUCUGGACUGCCUGGUUCGGCUCGCAGAUAUACGUGUCUCUAUGGUAGAUCCGGGCGGUGGAUAAAGAUUAAUAGAUGUUCCGGCUCCGG
Molecule: messenger RNA, 1809 nt
Organism: Colletotrichum navitas
Lineage: Eukaryota; Fungi; Ascomycota; Sordariomycetes; Glomerellales; Glomerellaceae
Product: amino acid permease-domain-containing protein
Exons: 3
Coding region: 387-1310 (307 amino acids)
Biological process (GO): amino acid transmembrane transport
Cellular component (GO): membrane
Molecular function (GO): L-amino acid transmembrane transporter activity
Source: RefSeq, a predicted model, not a curated record